Callorhinchus milii (elephant shark) is the source of this 1473-nucleotide messenger RNA. RefSeq names its product serine/threonine-protein kinase 32A. The record is from RefSeq and is a predicted model, not a curated record. Bases 31 to 399 code for a protein of 122 amino acids. The transcript is spliced from 4 exons. Lineage: Eukaryota; Metazoa; Chordata; Chondrichthyes; Chimaeriformes; Callorhinchidae.
GAUAUUCGGAGCGUUCCUUACCUUGCAGACAUGAACUGGGAUGCAGCGCUGCAGAAAAAAAUCACAGCGGGAUUUAUUCCCAAUAAAGGACGCCUGAACUGUGACCCCACCUUUGAACUUGAAGAGAUGAUUCUGGAGUCUAAACCUCUUCACAAGAAGAAGAAACGAUUGGCAAAACGACUGAAAGAAAAUAGGAAAGAUACCUCUGCGCUGAACGGACACCUUCAGCAACAUCUGGAAACAGUCCAGAAGGAGUUCAUUGUUUUUAACAGAGAAAGGCUCAAAAAAAAUGUAGGUGAAGCACAUCAGAAACUUGCAGAGAGACAAGAGCAGCACAAUGAAGAGGAUGAUGGAGUGAACAACAACUGGAUAAAAUCAACCCAAACACUGGCAUGUUAAUGCUUGCACUGGGAGCACAUGAAACCAAGUAUACCCUGGAUAUGAUAGGAACUCCAGUAAGAUUUUCAAAACCUCAAAAAAAGAAAGCAUCUUCAUCCAGUAAGAGUGUUUGGCAAACAAGUGUUGCUUGAGGGGAGAGAAAAGGGAGAAGAGAUGAGUGUCAUAUUCAUAACUAUAGGCUCGCUUAUGAGUGAUGAAAUAACACGUUUCCAUGCAAUUUCAGCUCUGUAGUGUCCAUUUACAAACAACAAUAACUUGCAUUUAUAUAGCACCUUUCAUGUCAGGAAGACAUCCCUCUUCUAAAAGACAUUCAAACCUGCUCUUCACAUUAACCAUACAGAAAUCUAUCCUAUUGUGGACACUAGCCCAUCUACCUUAUCUCCUGCAGGAAACUUCUGCACACUCCUUGAUACCCAAACAUAACUGAACACAAACGCCUGAAUAGUCAUCCAUCCCACACAUAUCCAUCCAAUAUUAUUCAUUCCUAUGUGUCUUCGUUUGCCGACAUACAUUUCCCCCCACCCUGAGUAUUUUAUCGGUCUUUGCUUACUCCUGUAACUUCCAAUACUGUUCCCGUUCAUUGUUACCAACCAAAUGAUCACCUGAUUUGAGUCUAAAGGAGUUAUUAGUUUGCCAAACACUUUUUCAUGAAGACUGUAACAAGUUAAUAAAGCCAGUUGCCUCGUGAAGAAAAAGCAAUUUACGCCAAGUCAACACGAAAUUGAAUUUUAAUGGAUUUAAAUGUUGACUAAACUGGAGAAAGAGUAUCCACAAAAUUCUCUGAUGGGACAAGUCGAUACACUGAUAAGGACCAUUUCAUUUAACCUGCGUCUUAACCUGCCUAGAAAUAUUUACCGCUGACUAAUGUAAUCCAGGGCUCAGCUGUUGUGAGCAACGGCACUGUCAUUGUUUAGCAGCUUUGAGUUUCUGUCACUCAAAAAACACAAUAGAAAAAUGAUUUAUAUGUUUCUGGUUUAAGCUUUAAUUCAUGGAUGUUACUGUUUGCAGGGGGUGAAAGUCAGUUUUUCAAAAGUUGUACAACUUUCAAAAUAUAAUAGCCUUUUGAGACCUAGA